Molecule: messenger RNA, 1696 nt
Organism: Schistosoma turkestanicum
Lineage: Eukaryota; Metazoa; Platyhelminthes; Trematoda; Strigeidida; Schistosomatidae
Source: the annotation of a GenBank genome assembly
CGCUUCAUUCAGUGACCCACGUUUUUGCUCGUUUCAAUGAAGGUCAAAAGUAAUAAGCCUCCCAAAGCUUCAAUUGGCAAGAAAAAAAGUUCUGCAUUAAAAAAGAGUGAUAAGACUAAGCGACUUAAGAAAUUGCUUCAGUCCAAGUCAGAAUUUUCUAAAGAACAAAAUGAAACUGUUAAAAAUAAGUCACGUGUUGCAUCUGAAUGCGUAUCUGUGGAUGGACAUGGAAUUCCCUUGAACACAUCGGGUUUAUGUGAUCAGUUACUGAAAGUAGUUCCGAAUAGAGAAGGGCUUGAUGAUGGACUAAGUUUGGACGAUACGAUAAAAAAGGACUUUUCUUCUGAACAUAUUAAGAUGAUAGAUUCAAAGGCCACCGAAAAAUUAACAAAGUCCCAAAGAAAACGACAUCGAAAGCAAGAAUUACUAAGACUGAGGAAAGCUGCAAAAGCAUCGAUUCCCAAACCGGAACCUAAGGAACCCCGCACUUCAUCGAGUAUUGUACUUCCAGAAAGAAAAGCUUACGUAUCAGCUUUAGACACAGAUGAAAAACUCUUAGAUGCCAUUCGAAACCGUUUAGUCGAAAUGUACCAGCACACUCUAACUAUACGUCCGUUACCAAGAAAUUGUCCUGUAAGUUUGGUCAAGGAUCUUUUCCCAUCAUCGGUAAGUGUUCGUAUCCCACAAAAACGCAGUGCUCGAUUUGCUUUUGUGAAAUUUCGAAAUCACGAUGAAUUGAUUGCAGCUCAAAAAGCUGUUACUGGUAAACUGCUAAACGGUAAACAGAUUAAAAUUGAAAUUUGCUCACUACACGGACCUGCUAAUGUUGAUUCAAGUAAAUGGACUGAACCACUGCAAAGAAAACUGUCGGAUUUUAAUAUGCGUUCUCUUCAUGUACUUCACUUGCCUCGGGCGACUACUCGUUUUGAUUUGGCUCAAGUAUUUCCGAAAGCUGUAGGUAUUCGUAUGCCAACAUAUGAUGAUGGAUCGUGUCGAGGGUAUUGCACCCUAACCUACCGUUCACGCCACAUUGCUUUAAAAGAUUUUGAAUUACGACAUGGGACAUUUAUCCACGGUGAAUCUAUAUAUGUUACGUUCCUACUUAAAAAUCCGAAGAAAAUAUCAAUGAGGAAUGAAAAGCUUCACGCCUCUGAUAUGUACCAGAUGGAUGUAGACAGUACUCUAACACCUCAUAAAGACAAGUGUGCUAAACCAACAGUUCAUCAACCCAUGCCUAUGUCUAUUGAUUCACCUGAUUCUGAAUUCAAAAUUAAUAAAUCACCAGCAACAUGUAGCAAACCAGUGAAACAAAAGUCCAAAAUUGCAACAGUUCAGCGUGACAUUCGAGAUCCUAUAAUAGAUAAAAAAUAUCAGUUGAAAGAAAAGAGUAUCAAGAAAAAGUUGUCAUCGAAAAAUAUCUUUGAUUCCCUAUUUCAAUCUUCAGCUGGAGCGAAUGACAAGAAGCAGAAAAAGAAGUCCAAGUCUAAUACAAGAAAUGGAAGAAAGUUCCGAAAAUAACAUUUAUUUGAAGAAAGGCGUUAUAGUAGAUGAUUGACAGAACUAAAAGUUAUGUAAUUUGGACUCUAUUCAUCCGCUCUAUCUACGUUCCUUUUGUCAAUAUAAUUAUUCUUUUGAUAAAGUGUUUUUUUAUACCUUUUUCAAAUGGGUUAAGCUGUGUAUUGUCAUUCGGUCCUUG